Marchantia polymorpha subsp. ruderalis is the source of this 423-nucleotide messenger RNA. The record is from the annotation of a GenBank genome assembly. NCBI's taxonomy places the organism in Eukaryota, Viridiplantae, Streptophyta, Marchantiopsida, Marchantiales, Marchantiaceae.
AUGGAUUCUCGUCCACCACCUCCUCCUCCUCCUCCUUUGGGAACGGCAUCGAAGCCGCCGAGCGCCAAGGAGCUGAUCGAGUUUUACAAGAAGAAGGGGUUGAAUCAGGAAGCGGCCACGGAAAAAGCGAUUGAAGAUAUGCAGAAGGCGCUGACGUAUGCCGUGCAGCGGUUCCCGAAGCGGGCCCAGGCGGUGGAGAAGUCGAUCGUUUCUGUAAGCAGUGGUAUGGAUCGUCUCGCCAAACGGAUGGAUACAUUGGAAGCGAAGCUCGACACCAAACCGAGUUUUGUAGGAGUCUUCGCUGCCGGUGCAGCAGCCGGUGCUGCUCUUCAAGCCGUAUUCUCGGGGGUUCCGCACUUGAUCAGGGCUGUGUCGCAGGUCGGACGGAGUAUCAGUGGGGCUGGCUUUCCCGCACGAAUGUAA